Rhipicephalus microplus (southern cattle tick) is the source of this 1209-nucleotide messenger RNA. RefSeq names its product iris. NCBI's taxonomy places the organism in Eukaryota, Metazoa, Arthropoda, Arachnida, Ixodida, Ixodidae. Gene Ontology annotation, molecular function: serine-type endopeptidase inhibitor activity. The record is from RefSeq and is a predicted model, not a curated record.
AUGACCACGUCGGUGACAUGCCAUCACGUGACGGACCGAAGCACUAUAAAGGACGGACGAACACCGGGCAUCGCCAGUGGGCAUGGCAGCAGCGAGACCGGCACCAUGCUCAGCAACCCCCUUUGCUUCGUGCUGCAGAUGAACGCCGACAGAGCCGGCGGCUCGAUGCCUCCGUUCAGCACUUUCAGCGGCGAAGCGUCGUCGUCGACGGGCACGCCGACUCACGUGACCGAGCUGGACCGCGUGGUGGCGUACGCAAACCGCUUCUCGCUGAAGCUCUUCAAGCACGCGGCGGCGCUCGACCCGCGCUCCACGGUGUGCGUCGGCCCGUUCGCCCUGUUCCAGACGCUGUGCAUGGCCUACGCCGGCGCCCAGGGAAACACCGAGCACCAGAUGGCCAAGGCGUUCAAGGUGAACAAGCGCUUCGAGAUGCACGGCGCCUUCCAGACGCUGAUGUCGCUGCUUCGGGGCAAGAGGAGCGACGGACGCCGGGAAAUGUCCUGCCGCGCAUUCGUCGAGCGAAGCCUACAGCUGGCGCCCGCCUUCGAGGCGAUCCUAGAGAAGAAGUACCAGGCCGAGAUGCGCAGAGUAGAACUGGCGGACGAGCCGGACAGCGUCCGCGAACAGGUGAACUCGACCGUCGAGAAGGACACGCGGGGCGCCAUUUCGCAGCUGCUGGUCAGCGGGGUGACCGACCACGACACCCGGAUCAUCAUCUGCGACUCCAUCUACGUCAAGGCCAGCUGGGACACCGUCUUUCCCGCUACGGCAGCGGCGACCGAAAAGCACCCGUUCACGGUGAGCACGGGCCGACCGGCGAGCGUAAGCGGCGCCGCUGCCACCGCCAUGGGCUCCGACCAGGGACCCGAGCUGAUCCGCAUCUCGGGGGUGUACCGACACUGCCGGGACGCCGAAAACAAGCUGCUCGCCGUAGAGGUUCCCUUGCGCGGUGGUCAGCUGAGCCUGCUGCUCUUCUUGGCGGACAACGCGCCCAGCCUGCGCCGUUUUCACAAGCACCUGUCCCUCGACCUUUACGAGAGGAUUCUCGACAAACUGAAGGACACCGGCGAGAGGAUAUCGGGAGAGGUCACGCUGGCACGUUGUAGCAGCAAGGACAAGAUCGGGCUUGUUGGCGGAACAUUGGAGAGGUAUCUUGUUGCGUUAGGCGUAGUGAGGCUUUUGCUUCUGCCCAUGAUGAUGGUUAUUUGA